Messenger RNA from Megalops cyprinoides (Indo-Pacific tarpon), 2356 nucleotides. Its product is annotated as tyrosine-protein phosphatase non-receptor type 9-like. Lineage: Eukaryota; Metazoa; Chordata; Actinopteri; Elopiformes; Megalopidae. The record is from RefSeq and is a predicted model, not a curated record. Gene Ontology annotation, biological process: protein dephosphorylation. The coding region runs from base 25 to 2301 and encodes 758 amino acids. The transcript is spliced from 13 exons. Gene Ontology annotation, molecular function: protein tyrosine phosphatase activity.
CGACGCCGUUGCUGAGGCUUCAAGAUGGCGGAAGCCCUGACAUCCCAAGAAGAGCUGGCCGUGGAGGAGUUUCUGACGGAGCUGAAGAAUCGGGAGCAGCACAGCGUGGUGAUGGUGUCCCAGAGCACGGCCGUCAAGUUCCUCAUGGCUCGUAAGUUUGACAUCUCGAGAGCCAUCGACCUCUUCCAGGCCUACAAGAACACCAGACUAAAAGAGGGAAUUUUCAACAUCAACCCAGACGAGGAACCCCUGCGGUCAGAGUUACUCAGCGGGAAGUUCACAGUUCUGCCUGGCCGAGACUCCAAAGGAGCUGCGCUGGCCCUGUUCACUGCUCGGCACCACCGACCGGACAUAACUACCCACAAGGCUGUGCUGCAGGCCAUCAUCUACCAGCUGGACAAAGCCAUCGAAAGCAUUCAGACGCAGCGGGACGGCCUCGUGUUCAUCUACGACAUGACCAACUCCACGUACGGAAACUUCGACUACGAGCUGUGCGUGAAGAUCCUGAACCUUCUCAAAGGUGCGUUUCCUGCCCGCCUCAAGUGCGUCUUCAUCGUGUCGUCCCCUCUGUGGUUCCGCGCGCCCUUCGCCGUCCUGCGCCUCUUCGUCAGGGAGAAGCUGAGAGAAAGGGUGUGCACGGUGAAGGCCCACGAGCUGGCCGACCACAUCCCCAUGGAGUCCCUCCCGGAGCACCUGGGCGGCUGCUCCCAGUACAACCACAUCGCCUGGAUCCAGGCGUGCGUGAACUCCAGCCAGGGCGAGCUGCGGGAGGGGACGGACGGGGACUGCGUGGGCACCCUGCUCAGCUCCUACUGCCUGGAUCAGAUGCCCCCCGCCGACGGGCUCAACUCCAACUGCGCCGACGAUGACAGCAACGCCAACCUGCACAAUCACUGCCAGCGGCAGGACAGGACUAGCACGAGCUCCGAGCCGCCCCGCGGACCCCCUCACCACGCCCACUGGAACGGAGGGGUGCGGGGGGCGCUGGGCACGGGCGCGGGGGAGGGGGACGCUGCUAAAGAGAGCGGGGAGUGCGACGGCAGCCCCAACGCCAACAGAAACGGACGAGGCCACCAGCCCCCGCCCCAGUCGGACACGCCCCCGGACACGCCCGUCAACCACAAACACGGGGGAGGGAUUCUGGGAGGGGGGGGGGCCGUGGUGUCGGAGGGGCGGGGUGAGGAUGAGGACGAUGCGGAGGGGGAGGGGGAGGAGGAGGAAGGGGCAGAAGAGGGCGGGCUGGGGGUGCCGCCGCUGCCGCAGAAGUCGCGGCUGUCCCAGAGCCCCGCCCUCUCGUCCCUCUCCUCCUCGCCCGGGCGGGGCCUGGAGCUGUCCGUACACAUGCCCGAGCCUGGCGGCAUGGCCGUCAAGGAGCUGGUGCAGCACGUGAAGAGGAGCAGGAAGAAGGGCAUCUACCAGGAGUACGAGGAGAUCCGCAAGGAGCCGCCUUCCGGCACCUUCCACUGCUCGAAGAAACCUCAGAAUCAGAUCAAGAACAGGUACAGCGAUGUCCUCUGCCUCGACCAGUCCCGCGUCAAGCUGAGCCCACUGAACGAUGAUGAGGAUGAGACCUCAGAUUAUAUCAAUGCAAGUUUUAUGGAUGGGUACAAGAGAAGCAAUGCCUAUAUUGCCACUCAGGGGCCUUUGCCAAAAACAUUUGGUGACUUCUGGCGCAUGGUGUGGGAACAAAUGGUUUUAAUCAUCGUGAUGACAACAAGGGUGGUGGAGCGGGGCCGCGUCAAAUGCGGCCAGUACUGGCCCCUGGAGGCAGGCCGCACCGAGGAGCACGGACAAUUCCUGGUCAAGAACAGCCACAUCGAGAUGUUCCAGGACUUCAAGCUGUCACACCUGGAGCUCUGUAACUGUGAGACAGGGGAGCGGCGGGAAGUGGCCCACUACCUUUACAUGAGCUGGCCUGAUUUCGGAGUGCCAAAAUCCGCCUCUGCCAUGCUGGACUUCAGGGCCCAGGUCAAGCAGCACCAGGAGGCUGCGUUCCGGGCCAUGAGCGCCAACUGGACAGGGCCUCCAGGGGGCCCCCCUGUGGUGGUCCACUGUAGCGCAGGCAUCGGAAGAACUGGCACCUUCUGCACGCUGGACAUCUGCCUGUCGCGGCUGGAGGACAUCGGCACGGUGGACGUGAAGCAGACGGUCCGCCGCAUGCGUACGCAGCGCGCCUUCAGCAUCCAGACCUGGGACCAGUACUACUUCUGCUACACGGCCGUCAUCGAGUACGCCCAGCGGCGCGGCCUGCUGGCGCCCGUCGAGUGGUCCGACUCCGACCUGGAGACGGACAGCGAGUGAGGCGCGGAGAGAGAGAGAGGGACUGAGGAAAAAAAAAAAUUAAAAAAAGAACGAA